Messenger RNA from Gambusia affinis (western mosquitofish), 2023 nucleotides. It is a transcript of the gene cacng8b, whose product is annotated as calcium channel, voltage-dependent, gamma subunit 8b. The record is from RefSeq and is a predicted model, not a curated record. Bases 683 to 1924 code for a protein of 413 amino acids. Gene Ontology annotation, cellular component: postsynaptic density membrane; AMPA glutamate receptor complex. Gene Ontology annotation, biological process: transmission of nerve impulse; regulation of AMPA receptor activity; positive regulation of synaptic transmission, glutamatergic. Lineage: Eukaryota; Metazoa; Chordata; Actinopteri; Cyprinodontiformes; Poeciliidae. Gene Ontology annotation, molecular function: channel regulator activity; voltage-gated calcium channel activity. The transcript is spliced from 6 exons.
GGGGAGACGCAUUCUCCCCGAGUACACACACACAUGCAGCGGCCACAUCCACGGCAGACAAAUCCGUGCUCAGUGACGUGUCCUGUAUUAGCCCUUUUUUGUAAUGCAUGUUCAACCCUUUUCCAUCAGACUCAUUUGAAUUGCUGCAAACCUCCCUUGGGUGCUUCUUCUUAUUUCUAUCAUUUCUUGCUGCAAUCCCUUUAAAAACAUUAUUUAUUUAUUUAUUUAUUGCCGCGAUUAUUUAUCCUCUCAACAGUCCACCCCCCUUAUCUUCUUCUUCCCCCCUCAGUCUCCAUCUCUUGGGGAGUGCAAGGACGCUGUGAAUUUAUAUAUAUAUAUGAAUAUAUAUAUAAAAAGGAACUGAAGCAGCAGACAGGAGGUGCGGUGACCAUGGAUUUUCUGUUGCACAUUUUCUGCUAACGGAGGAGGGACAGAGUGGGGUAGCUGUCCACAACCCCCACAAGCUUCACUUUCUCCAGGAAAGAACGAAUAAAGGAAAAAAGAGAGACUGGGGUAAAAGUGAGAGAGGCACAAGAGGGAAAACAAGCGCAAGAAGGAGCGAGGGGAGCAGGUGAAAACAGUCGAUGGAUGCUGUCCGGAUCGAGGGGGCAGCAAGUUCUUCACUGACGAGGAAAAAAAAGAUUUCAAAAUUGAGUCGAAGGAUAGAAACUCGCCGUCAGGCAUGGUGUGUGAGAAGGGGAUCCAGAUCCUCCUCACCACCGUGGGGGCAUUCGCUGCCUUCGGCCUGAUGACGGUGGCCAUAGGGACGGACUACUGGCUGUAUUCCCGUGCCCUCAUCUGCAACAGUACAGCCAACAUCACGCAGGAUGAUCCCCACAACAAGGACAAGAAGGACCCUGGGGCGCUCACCCACUCGGGGCUGUGGAGAAUAUGCUGCCUGGAAGGAGUGAAGAGAGGAGUGUGUUCUCAGAUUAAUCAUUUCCCAGAGGAUGCAGACUUUGACCAUGAUGGAGCAGAGUAUGUCCUACGAGUAGUCAGGGCCUCCAACAUCUUCCCAAUCCUUAGUGCCAUCCUGCUGCUGAUGGGUGGGGUUUGCAUUGCUGCUAGUCGUUUCUAUAAAAGCAAAAGGAACAUCAUCCUUGGGGCAGGAAUCCUGUUUGUAGCUGCAGGUCUGAGUAACAUAAUUGGUGUGAUCGUCUACAUUUCGGCUGCACUGGGAGACAUUUCGCCUAAGAAAGAUGAAGACAAAAAAUGGCAGUAUUCCUAUGGAUGGUCCUUUUAUUUUGGAGGAUUAUCCUUCAUCAUGGCCGAGAUGGUUGGGGUACUGGCUGUCAACAUUUACAUCGAGAAAAACAAAGAGCUCCGCUGCCGCUCUCGCACCGACAUCUUUAAAAGCACGACGCACGCCAUGUUGCGCCUGCCCAGCUACCGCUUCCGCCGUCGCUCACGCUCCUCGUCACGCUCCACCGACCCAUCCCGCUCCCGAGACCCUUCGCCCGUCGGAGGAGGUGGAGGGAAGAACUUCGGCCUGCCUCCCUCUGCGCUGCUCUCCCAGGGGCCCAUUUCAGUUUCCACUCUGCCCAACCCGCACUCUCGUUCGCACACGGCCCUGGCUGGAGGAGACAUCUCCCUCUACACGCUGUCUCGCGACCCCAAACUGGCGGGUCUGCCGCCCAUGUACGGCACCGUGGACAGGGCCACACUCUACCAGCUCCACAACUGCUUCCCGAAAGACGGGGGCGGAGGAGGGGGAGUCAUGAUGAGCGGCACGCUGCCCUCACUCAAGUCACAUAACCCUUCUAACACUUCCAACUCCAAUGCACCAAUGGCUAACUCUGUGGCUCCUCCGCCGUUCACGUCAUCCACAAUAGACAGGGAGCGAGGGAUGGGGACUCUGGACAGACUGAAGGGAGACAGGGAGAGCAACUCUAAUACCCUUAAUAGGAAGACAACACCUGUGUAGAGGGAGGUAAGAAGAAAGGUGGUGGGAUAGUGAAAGAGGGAACAUAAAAAAAAUAGGACAGCAGAUAACUCUCCUCCUUGUUCACUGUUAUUUAGUUGA